CAAUAGAUGGCGCUGUUGCACUGUUGUAGCAGGAGAAACAUUAAGUUCUGGUCAAGUGCUCACCAUCUGCAGAAUAAGGACCAGAACUUUACAGAGGUAAACUGUGUCAGUUCUUUUACUAUUACAGCAGUUCAUCGUGGCCCUGUAGUUCGCCUCCUUCACCAAAGCUCUGUCAGGGACCUACAUGAAGAGUGCCAUCACUCAGAGAGACACUUUGACCUGUCCUGCUCUCUCAUCGGACUCAUAGACGGCAGCUUUGAGAUGGGUUUCAACAAUAACAUUGAGUUGCUUGAGAAUUCAUGUAGUAAAAACCAGAUACAGACUACAGUAUGAUCCAUUUUUUUGUGGUUCAAUCAGAGUCUGCUCUCAAUACUGUCCAGUUUUAUAGUUGUUCCUAUUAAUUGAUUGACUGGCGUUUGUCCAUGACUCUACUGUCAAACCCCUAACAUUGUUGUAUUUGAUGCUAUGUUGUUGCAGCCUAGUAUCCAAACUGAUAUGUCAUUUUUAGUUAAAAAAAUUACAGUGUUUAUAAUUUGCUAUUCCUGACUACUGUAGUGUUGUGGUUUCUUGCAGGUAACCUGCUGUUUCUGGCUGUGGUCAGCCAUUUUGGGGCGAAGCUGCACCGGCCCAGGUUCAUUGCUAAGGGCUGUUUCCUCAUGGCUGUAGGAUCCUCCCUCACAGGCCUGCCACACUUCUUCAUGGGACGGGCUAUCAGGAGAGCUACCCAAUCGCAGAGGGCCAUCGUGGCUUCAUCAGUGAUGCCAGACUUCUGCAGAUGCAGAGAGCUGAAAGAGAGGCCAUGGAAGCAAAGCAAAGAAAGAUAAGUGCUAUCCAUGAGAAUUAUGUCCGGACUGCUCUCAUCAGGGUUGGCAGCACCUUCGCGCACCACUUCGUCCCCUCUAUUCAGUGCAUUCCGCGGCCGAAAGCUCCACCGAGGCCUUUGCCACGAAGGCUUGAGCACAUAGCUCUGGCCCCACUGAAGAACGUGGUGGGGGUGGACGGAGCCCAAGUUCGACCCGGAUCUCACUCUCUGGAGUCCAUCCAGAUAAAUAAGUCAUUCAGCAGCAGUAGCGUGUGGCCUGUUCCCGUCCCUCCCACUGCAGCUCCCUCCAAGAGGGGAAAGAAGAAGAAGGGCAGGCGGGGAGUCAAAGCCCUGAAAGUCCAGUCGGACCAGGGCUGUGCUGACAACAACGGACCCAUUGACCUGAUGGAGGAGGUGAGGGACAUCGAGGCUCACCUGAAGGAGGAGGACUGGAAGGUGGUACAUGAGGUGAAGGCCAUGGGCAGGAGAAGUUUGGGCUCAGCCAUGUCCACGGGGGAAAUAGCAACCAGCUCUCUGGGAAGCCUGAGCUCAGUGGAUAUGAACACCCCUGCGGAGCUCCGUGACUACUUGGAUGUCGGGACCCCGGUCAAGUCGCUUAACAGCCCACCCAGGCCUGCUCCCCCUCCUACCAAGCCCAGGAGCAAACAGCCUCGGCCUAUAAGGUUCCUUAGCCUGCCAAAGGCUGCCACCGGCUCAGACAAGAUGGCAGCCAGUGAGCCAAAGGGUCAAAUUAAGAACCAGGCCAGAUUGCAGCCCCUGUCCAACCCAGAGCAGGCCCUGACUAAGACCUUCAAGCUGCUCCACUCUGCCUCUGAUGACUGGGAGAAGAAGAUCGAGGGCUUGACCUUUCUCCGUGUGAUGGCUCAGAACCACAUGGACAUACUGAUGCCUAAACUCCAUGAUAUCUGUCUUGCCAUUAUAAAUGAGGUGAAGAACCUGCGCUCUGCAGUGUCCUGUGCUGCCAUGGCCACACUGGGUGACAUGUACGUCCACCUCCAGAGGGCCAUGGACAGUGAGGUGGAGGGGACGGCACGCGUGCUGCUGCACAAAGCCAGCGAGGCCAACGCCUUCAUCCGGCAGGGCGCCAACUCUGCCCUGGGUCACAUGGUGCAGAGCUGCACCCCUACACGUGUCAUGAAUGCCCUGCUGGUCGGUGGGCUGAGCCACCGUAACGCUGCGGUGAGGAGCUGCACUGCUCAGCACCUGGAGAGACUGGCUGAGGUCAUGGGGACGGCUCGUCUCCUGUCGGGGAAGAAAGACCUCACUGACCGUUUCUUGAUUGCCGUCAGUAAACUGGCUGUGGACCCUUCACAGGAAGUCAGGCAUCAUGGUCGCAAUAUCUUGAGCAACAUGGCCACCAAUGGCGACUUUCCUAAAAUGUGGGACAAAUUCGCUCCGAGGAAAGAGAGAGAAUCCUUGAGGGAGGUCAUCUCAAAGGUUAACCUCAAAGAAAGGUACAUUCUCUCUGGAUGAUUAGAAGAAAUGUAACAAAUGAGCUGAUAUGAUUACAGAAAUCCAAUCCCACUGGGCACAGAAAUCAGAUCCAUGUCUAGUUUGAUUUAAAUUUGGGAACUCAACCAAAAUGUGAAAUCAACCAAAAAUGCUGGUUAAAAGUUGGGUGGAAAAAAUCCAAUUGAGUUUUCAGCGUUGAUUCACCGUCAUCACAUAGAUUUUCUUGUUGUUGAAAUGAGGUGGAAAAGUUUAUUCAACCAGUUUUGGCCCAAAGGGAUGAAUUUAAUAUACUUGUCACAACUCUUACCGAAGGUG
Messenger RNA from Oncorhynchus kisutch (coho salmon), 2590 nucleotides. Its product is annotated as TOG array regulator of axonemal microtubules protein 2-like. The transcript is spliced from 9 exons. The record is from RefSeq and is a predicted model, not a curated record. Gene Ontology annotation, biological process: microtubule cytoskeleton organization. Gene Ontology annotation, cellular component: cytoplasmic microtubule; cilium. Bases 776 to 2296 code for a protein of 506 amino acids. Gene Ontology annotation, molecular function: microtubule binding. NCBI's taxonomy places the organism in Eukaryota, Metazoa, Chordata, Actinopteri, Salmoniformes, Salmonidae.